CUAACCAAAAUUUCUUGUCAUUGUGAAAAAAUGGCGACCGCGGUUCAUCAGUCAAAUGUUAGUGAUUAUUUAUCAAAAAAGCAAAAAGAAAGCCCUAAGGAACUGGGCGCAGAAUGGGCUGAGCUCGAGGAGCUCCACAAUAAAAAAUUGUGGCAUCAGUUAACAUUAAAACUGUUAACUUUCAUCAAAAAGCCAGAGAUACAGAAAGGCGACAAUGUUAUUCACCUUUACAAUAAUUUCAUCCAAACCUUCGAAAAUAAAAUAAACCCUUUGUCUCUGGUCGAAAUCGUUGCUAUUGUAGUUGAACAUUAUAAGGUUCCCCAAGAGGCCGUAGCAUUCUUAGAAAAGACAGAACCCAAAGUUAAAAUAAACCCUGAUGCGCAAAAUUUAUGUAAAGUUCUUGCGGGACAGAUUUACAUUGAGAAGUUAAACGAUCUAGACGCGACCAAAAAGAUCAUCGAAGAAGUUGAGGCUACUCUGGACAAUGCUGAUGGAGUCACAGCUGUCCACGGCAGGUUUUACCUACUCGCGUCACAGUACUACAGAAUCCAAGGCGAUCAUGCUCAGUACUAUAGAACAGCCCUACGGUAUUUGGGCUGCAUAGAAUUGAAUACUCUCACUGAGGAGAUCAAAAUCCAGCACGCUUUCUUCUUGGGAUUGGCUGCACUUUUAGGCGAAGGCGUGUACAACUUAGGGGAACUCCUAGCGCAUCCGGUACUAGAAACUUUAAAGCCUACCGAAAAUGCUUGGUUGAUCGAACUUUUGUACGCUUUCAACUCGGGUGAUAUCAACAAAUUCGAGAAGAUGAAGUCUCAAUGGGGCACAAUCGCCGAUCUUGCCGCACAGGAGCUAUUUCUGAGGCAGAAGAUAUCACUUUUGUGUCUUAUGGAGAUGACUUUUAAGAGGCCGUCUCACAAUAGGCAGUUAACGUUCGCUGAAAUCGCUAAAGAAACGAAGCUGCCGAUAAAUGAGAUCGAGCUUCUAGUUAUGAAAGCAUUGGCGCAGGGACUAGUUAAAGGUGCCAUCGAUCAGGUUGCCAGUACCGUAAAUAUGACUUGGGUGCAACCCAGAGUCCUGGACCGGUCCCAGAUAUCCGGCAUGGUCGACAGGUUGAACGAAUGGUGCAAACAUGUCGGAAUGAUGGAGAAGUUGCUAGAAGAGAAGGCCAGUGAAAUAUUAACUUUGUAGUAGGUACUAAUUAUUUAUAUUCUUUUUCCUCCGAAAACUAUUUUUUAAAACUUAUUUACAAUAAAACCUUGUUCAA
Molecule: messenger RNA, 1264 nt
Organism: Anoplophora glabripennis (Asian longhorned beetle)
Lineage: Eukaryota; Metazoa; Arthropoda; Insecta; Coleoptera; Cerambycidae
Gene: Rpn9
Product: 26S proteasome non-ATPase regulatory subunit 13
Exons: 6
Coding region: 31-1188 (385 amino acids)
Biological process (GO): ubiquitin-dependent protein catabolic process
Cellular component (GO): proteasome regulatory particle, lid subcomplex; nucleus; cytosol
Molecular function (GO): structural molecule activity
Source: RefSeq, a predicted model, not a curated record